Cygnus olor (mute swan) is the source of this 5340-nucleotide messenger RNA. It is a transcript of the gene SLC35F5, whose product is annotated as solute carrier family 35 member F5. The transcript has 17 exons. NCBI's taxonomy places the organism in Eukaryota, Metazoa, Chordata, Aves, Anseriformes, Anatidae. Bases 1158 to 2600 code for a protein of 480 amino acids. Gene Ontology annotation, cellular component: membrane. Gene Ontology annotation, biological process: regulation of peptide transport. The record is from RefSeq and is a predicted model, not a curated record.
AUGUCUUCAUGAAACAAAGCUUCUGCCACCUCAGUGUAUUUCAGGACAUUUCUCAAGGGCCUCGCUCACUGUUUUUUUUUUUCUUUCUUUCUUUCCUCUUUUUGACGUACUAGUUUCAAGCUCCCUCCCACUUCUCCAAUCUAGUUCUUUAGCUUGUGCUGUUCCUGCGUGCGUUGCUUUGGUUUUGACCUGCUUAUCUCCCUCCGGUACCUCACUGUUUGGAAGAGACCGCAUAAAUGCUGGACGAUGACUUCUAACCGAAGGAAAUUCUCUUCCAUCGAGGCUGUUCUGUCCCAUUUUUGUUCUGGGAGCAGGCUGUAUGGUUCUGCUGAAGCCCGCAGCCGCCGUGCUCUGCACAACCUGGCACGGCGCUUCCCAGCCACAGGGGGGUGACCGAUGCUUCUGAAGAAACAACUAAAACCCCCGUUCUACCACCCCUCCUCCCAAGCCCAAGAAAUCUGGGUGUAGCGAAACGGCAAGGUUUCAAAGCUGUUUAUUUAUAAUUAUUUAGCAUGCUAAUGGAGCUAGCCCGGCCGGCGAGGCAGGGCUCUGCUGAGCACCUCGCAGCCCCUUCCUCCUCCAGACGCCUGCUGAAGGCCUAAUGCAGCCCUAGGGCGGCAGUGGGGAGAAAAGGCCCGCAGAGGGCCGCAUCGAGAAGCGACAAACCCCCUCGGGCUGCGGGGUGCGAGGGGGAGCCCCGGCGCCGCCAUUUCGGGCUGAAGGGCGCUGCUCCCGCCGAGGGGCGCCCGGGCAGGGCUGGCGGGCGGCUGGACGGGGCCGGGAGGCUCGAUGGGGUCGGGUAGCUGGACGGGGCCGGGCGGCUGGACGCGGCUGAGAGGCUCGAUGCGACCGGGAAGCUCGAUGGGGCGGGACGGGGCGGUCGCUCCCGUGCUCGGGGCUGGGCUCGCUCCGCGCCUCCAUCUUGAGAGGGAGGGCAGGGGGAGGGCAGCGGGCGGCGCCGCCGCCGCCGGUCGUAGCUGCGGGCCCCCCGGCGGCGCUCAGAAGACCUUCAUGUAACUGGCUGAAAAAUGGUUCUACAAGAUGACAACCCCAACUCUAACACUAUUGAAAUGGAGACUAUCUUCACUGUGACGUGAUGUGUGAAGUUUGUUAGCAUUUUUUUGUUUGUUUUUUACACUUAUUGUGGAAGGUUACAAAUGGUGUGGGUUUUUAUCAUGAAUCGAAUGAGCUCCCAGAGCAGUUCAUCCUCUCAGCGCAGGCGAAUGGCUCUAGGAAUUGUCAUUCUUCUCCUUGUUGAUGUGAUAUGGGUUGCCUCUUCGGAACUCACUUCUUAUGUUUUUACAAAGUACAACAAACCUUUUUUCAGUACGUUUGCAAAAACAUCUAUGUUUGUUCUAUAUCUCUUGGGAUUUAUUGUUUGGAAACCGUGGAGGCAACAGUGUACUCGUGGGUUUCGUGGAAGGCAUGCAGCUUUUUUUGCAGAUGCUGAAGGUUACUUUGCUGCUUGCACAACAGAUAAUGCUGUAAACAGUUCUCUGAGUGAACCUUUAUAUGUUCCUGUAAAGUUUCAUGAUUUGCCAACUGAAAAAAGUGGCAGUAAUAAUAGUGAUGCAGAGAAAACUCCCAAAAAGCCUCGUGUAAGGUUCAGUAAUAUUAUGGAGAUUCGACAACUCCCAUCAAGCCAUGCACUGGAAGCAAAGUUAUCUCGCAUGUCAUAUCCAACGGUUAAGGAGCAGGAAUCAAUAUUAAAAACUGUAGGAAAGCUCACUGCAACUCAAGUAGCAAAAAUUAGCUUUUUCUUUUGCUUCGUGUGGUUCUUGGCAAAUUUCUCUUACCAAGAAGCCCUAUCAGAUACUCAAGUUGCUAUAGUUAAUAUCUUGUCUUCAACCUCUGGGCUUUUUACUUUAAUCUUAGCUGCGGUCUUUCCCAGUAACAGUGGAGAUAGAUUUACUCUUUCCAAAUUAUUAGCUGUUAUUUUAAGCAUUGGUGGUGUGGUACUCGUUAACCUUUCUGGAUCUGAAAAAUCUCCUGGAAGAGAUACAAUAGGCUCCCUUUGGUCUCUUGUAGGAGCAAUGCUGUAUGCUGUGUACAUAGUGAUGAUCAAAAGGAAAGUAGAUAGGGAAGAUAAACUCGAUAUACCAAUGUUCUUUGGUUUUGUAGGGCUGUUCAAUCUGUUGCUGCUUUGGCCAGGGUUUUUCCUGCUUCACUAUACUGGCUUUGAAGCAUUUGAGUUUCCCAGCAAACUGAUAUGGAUGUGCAUUGUCAUUAAUGGCCUUAUUGGAACAGUUCUGUCAGAGUUCCUCUGGUUGUGGGGCUGCUUUCUUACCUCAUCACUGAUAGGCACACUUGCGCUAAGCCUUACAAUACCUCUGUCCAUAAUAGCUGACAUGUGCAUGCAAAAGGUGCAGUUUUCGUGGUUAUUUUUUGCAGGGGCAAUCCCUGUAUUUUUUUCUUUUUUCAUUGCAACUCUUUUAUGUCACUAUAACAACUGGGAUCCAGUGAUGGUGGGAAUCAGAAGAGUUUUUGCCUUUAUUUGUAGAAAACAUCGAAUUCAGAGAAUGCCGGAAGAAAGCGAGCAGUGUGAAAGUCUCAUUCCUAUGCAUAGUGUUUCACAAGAUGGAGAUAGUUGCUGUUCAUAGACAAAAGUUUAAAAACGGAAUGAUGCCUAGCGAAGAGACAAUCUCUGGAAAAGUCCCUAAGGAAUCAUGUUUCAGUGCCUAUUCUGAAUUUUUAGUAAAAAUAAGAAGUUUUGGUUCUUGUGAAACGUUAAUGUUUUCCUCUUUCUUGCUUUCAUCUGGUUUUAUAAAUGAACAAAUUUACUACAUGCAUAUCACUGUAGGGAGUCUUAGUCCAUCUGAGCAACCAAACCUGCCUUACAACACUGAGCUGGUGAAGUUACUUGACAAAAUCAAGAAAAUGAAUGCUGUUAAGUGAUUUCUUUCUCUUUUUAACUCACAGUUUUGUUAAAUGCUGGACAACAUUGUUUUUAAAAAUACUUUCAAAUGCGUUAUGUAAAUAAGUUUGCAGGUUAUCACGUCUUACAGGCUUUUUGAUGAAAAGCUAAAUAGAUAUGUUACCUGUAGUAGGUACAAAUUAACUUUUUUAUGUUGUAUAGACUAUUUGCAUAUUAAUAGAAGAAAAUAGUAAAGUAAUUUAUUAAGUGAAUUCUUGUAAUUAUUGAGGCAGGAUCUUUGUACGGUCCUGGAACACUACAUAUAUAUUGUCUUACCCCAUUUUGAGAAGCCUUGUAAUGGCAACGGGUGCCGAUGUUUAAAAAUCUUGUAUUACCUAAUGUUCUGGAAUGUUUACAAUUUUAGUGAAUGAUAAAAUAUUUCUAAUGACAGUACAUUUGGGAGUACAUUCUCAAAAUCAAUGUUUGUUUUAAACAGACCGAUUCUGUAACCCGUCAUUCCGAAUGAUCUCAUAGAGAAAACUGAAUUUGAAAAUUUUCGUUAGUACAGCUGCCAGCUAAGAAACAGAUCAAAUUAAUUGUUAAAGUUUUCAGUCAGUGGGUUGCACUAUGAAAGAUAAAGAUAAUUAUAUUGAUUUCUUUUUUUUUCCGAUUGCAUUAAUAAAUUUAUUCUAAAAUUGAUCGUUUUCCUUAUAACCUGUAUCUUCCUUCUACUGCGGCAUUUUUCCUAUUUGAUUCUGAGAAGUUAGGAAUAAUUAAGUUCAGGGAUAUUUGACAAAAAUCAGUAACUUUUUCCAACUUCUGGUUAUAAGACACUUAUAUUUUAAAAAAUAAUAAUAAUUUUGGCUUUUGUAUGAUUUUAUUUUCUUAUAAUGAAUAUAGGACAGAUUUUUAGCCGAUAGUACUGUUUUCCACAUAAGAAGUCUGUUAAUAACAUAGGGUAUUCCCAUGAUCCUUCCAAGAGCAGUUUUGGUGAUUUGGUGACACAACUACUAGACUAGAGGGAAUGCAAGAAAGCGACACGUUUAGUGAUACAGUUAGAAGGAUUGACUCAACCAGCAGCUAGAAUGUAGAAUUCUUUAUGUAGAGAAUGGAAAAGAUACUGAGGAGAAAUAAGUGAAUCUGGGGACUGAUCUUGUUGAGUAUUGCACCUUAAUAAAAUUUUCCCUUCUGGUUCUUAAUAGUGGAUGUCAUUAAAAGUUGCAAUUAUCUGAGGCAUCUCUUUAAGAUGAUGUAAUAAGUCUUUGGAUACCUGAGAUGGGAUUUUUUUUUUAUUUUAAUAAGUUAAUAAGAUUAUUAAAUUUUCCGUGGCAUUUUCAGAAACUUUCUAUUUCAAUUCCAAAGCCCAGUAGUAGAGGGGUUGAAAAUACAGUAUGUAAAACUAAUUUUAUAUUUUACUUAGUUAGAAUUUUCAGAGAUUUCUUUGGUAAGAGGAGUUUACAGUAGGAUUUUUUUUCCUAAAUUAGGACAAAUUAGAGAAUGUUACUUUCAGCUUUUUCAAUAAGUGUUGUUAAGGCUUAGUGGCAAUAAAAAGCUAAUGUCCGUUUUCUUCUGAUUUUAACGUUUCAAUGAGAUCAUGCCAUACACUCAAUACCAGCCAUUAACUACAAAUUUAGGUCUGUUCCUUUACAACAUCUAAUCAGUUACAGCUUCAGCAAACUAACCUUAGGAAAACUGAGUUUGCUUUCAAAUGGGCAAUUACAGUAUUUUUAGCAGGGUAUUUUAAUAAUGUCUUCUGAAAUUGGUCACUGAUAGGAUUGGAGUGAUAACACAUGGUGGGCAAUUGCUAUUCGUAUUUGUUCAUGACUUAAAAGUGAAAGAUCGUCAUGGUCUCAUAUGUAUAUGACUUUUGUGAAGUGGCAUUAUUAUGUUAGAGAGGUUUAGAAACUAAGUACUAGGAGAGUGUUCUUCUAUCUCUGACCCAGUCAUCUUUCUGUUCAGCAGACUCAAUGUUAGGGCCUUCCCACUGCUUCUGUUUUUAACAAGAGAUGUAUUAAUCUUUUUUUAAAGAUACUUAAUAUUUUAAUCUUAUGUCACUAAGUAGCUUGAGCAGUCUUUUUGCAUUAAAUUACAGUUCUUUACAGAAGAAAAAAAGCAAACUAUCCUUCCUGAAAUGCCAUGGAUUUUUAAACAGUGGUGCCCCUGUGGUUACAAGAAAUAUACUGCAGUUUUAUUUACUGAAGUUAUGACAUGUAACAUUGUUCCUGCAUUUAAUAGAAUGUGAUGAGAUUUUUCUAUAAAAUCUUGUGAUUUUUAGUACAAUAAUAUUUUAUAAAUAUAUCGUCUUAUUUGAAAUGUAAAUUGCAUAGUUCUCUAAUGGGUGCUUGGUAAAUGCACAAGAGAUUUAGCUUUGAUUCUCAGGUACCUCUGAUGUAAUGGUGACAUGCUGUUUUUUUUUUUCCUCAUGACACAACUGGAAUGUGAAGGCGCUCCCGUAAAUGCUUUAACACUGUGUGCUAGCAUAAAUU